UCUGUCAAACAAAUAAAAAAGUAAAAAGUGAAAACACGUCAACCUUUUUUUAAGAAUUAAUAUUUUUAAAUUGUUGUUAUACUAGAAAUACAAGUUUUUCAAAAUAGUGGAAAAUGUUGAGGUACCGAGGAAAAAAGAAGGUGCUGGAUAAAGUGAAAGAGCUGGACGCUUUCCCUAAAGUUCCAGAAGAAUACGUGGACAGCACACCGGUUGGUGGAACAUUUUCUGUUAUCACAUUUUUUAUUAUCCUCUGGCUGAUAUACAGUGAAGUAACUUAUUAUUUAGAUAGUAACUUAGUGUUCAAGUUUAUGCCUGAUACUGAUAUGGACGAGAAAUUGAGAAUUAACAUAGAUUUGACUGUUGCAAUGCCGUGCUCUAACAUUGGCGCCGAUAUUUUGGACUCUACUUCACAAAGUGUUUUUGGGUUUGGUGAACUGCAAGAGGAAGAUACGUGGUUUGAACUGACGCAGGAUCAACAGGAUGCCUUCGAGGCUGUGAAGUACUUGAACUCGUAUUUACGAGAAGAAUAUCAUUCUAUUUGGCAGUUACUUUGGAAAAAGGGUCAUGGUUCAGUGAGAGCGACUAUACCGCCGCGGAAAAACAAACCUAAUAGAAGACCAGACGCUUGCCGACUACAUGGAGUCCUAACAUUGAAUAAAGUGUCUGGAAACUUCCACAUAACUGCGGGGAAAAGUCUGCACUUGCCAAGGGGUCACAUUCAUUUGAAUAUGUUGUUUGAUGACACGCCACAGAACUUUAGUCACCGUAUACACAGACUUAGUUUUGGGAAUCCUGCUAACGGCAUCAUAUACCCUUUAGAAGGCGAUGAGAAAGUUACUAAAGAGGAGAGCAUGUUGUACCAAUAUAUUGUAGAAGUUGUUCCUACUGACGUUGACACUACGUUUGAGUCAACAAAGACGUACCAGUACUCUGUUAAAGAGCUAGAAAGGCCAAUAAGUCAUUCUAAAGGUUCACACGGAGUGCCCGGUAUAUUCUUCAAAUACGACAUGGCUGCAUUAAAAGUCAAAGUUUAUCAAGAACGGGAAAAUAUACUGACAUUUACAUUAAGACUGUUCGCCGUUAUAGGUGGUAUAUACAUUAUCAUAAGUUUUAUUAAUACUAUAGUUUUAACUGUUAGGACUGCAAUAUUAAAGAAAACCGCACCAAACGUGUUAUCGCAACGGCACAUGUAUGAUAAGCCUAGACCAGUGCAAAUUAAUCCUUUACUUGUUACGCCAGAUUUAAGUGUUCCUGUGGACUUAAUCAAACAAUGAUAAUUAAUAAGUUUAGUUAUAAGGUAGAUCUACAGAAUCUUUGUAUAUUUGAGAUUGUAGUGUUGUAUUUAUAAGAAUAAGUAUUUGUUGAUGAUUGUCUUAAAUAAGAAUCAGUUAUUUUAAAUGCACAACUAUUGCAUUACUUAAUUACUUAUAUAUUUUUAUGCUUGUGUAUUCUUUUCUAUGAAUUUGAUUUAUAUGAAUCUUUGAAGAGUGGGACAUUUCUAUUGUUAUUACUUAAGUAGAUAUAUUUAUUUAUUAAAAUCAUCUUCCAUGACUGCCUGAGUAUUUAUGUAAAUCUGGUUUUGGCUAAUGAGAAACAUGUAAACGUAAAGAAAUACACUAUUUAUUUAUGCUUAAAUACUGGCUGAUGGAAUUUAACCUGAAGCCAUUAUGUCGAAUCAUAUUUUAUUUAAAAAAGAACUGUUUUUUUUGUGUGGAAUAUAAAUGUGAUAUUUAAUUAAUUAUUUUGAAUUUUAGUUUUGUCUCCUUCCUGAAAUAUUGAUUUAUAUUCUUUUAUUAUUUAUCAAGGUAGUUUCAACCCCUGGCUUGUCUUGAAUCUUAUUUUAUUUAUUUAAUUUCAUUAUAAUAUUCAUUUUACUCUUGUACAAACUGAAUUAUCUAAUACCUACUUAAAUAGGUAACUGUGAAACUUGUAUCAAUUAGUGUGGUGAGAUAUUUAACAGUAUUUUUAUACAUUUAUACCUACAUUCAAUAGAUCUUUUUACCUACCUA
This is a messenger RNA of Pectinophora gossypiella (pink bollworm), 2009 nucleotides long. Its product is annotated as endoplasmic reticulum-Golgi intermediate compartment protein 2. NCBI's taxonomy places the organism in Eukaryota, Metazoa, Arthropoda, Insecta, Lepidoptera, Gelechiidae. The transcript has a single exon. Gene Ontology annotation, cellular component: endoplasmic reticulum; COPII-coated ER to Golgi transport vesicle; membrane. The record is from RefSeq and is a predicted model, not a curated record. The coding region runs from base 114 to 1274 and encodes 386 amino acids. Gene Ontology annotation, biological process: retrograde vesicle-mediated transport, Golgi to endoplasmic reticulum; endoplasmic reticulum to Golgi vesicle-mediated transport.